Lindgomyces ingoldianus is the source of this 946-nucleotide messenger RNA. RefSeq lists its product as uncharacterized. The coding region runs from base 201 to 785 and encodes 194 amino acids. The transcript is spliced from 2 exons. Lineage: Eukaryota; Fungi; Ascomycota; Dothideomycetes; Pleosporales; Lindgomycetaceae. The record is from RefSeq and is a predicted model, not a curated record.
GUCUUUCACCAGCAUAGUUCUAUAUAUAAUUUGCCCCUUGCUGCGUUAUCAGACGACUUGUAUAUAAAGCUGCCGUGUACCUUUUCCAUCGUACUUUCAUUCGUUCUUUGGAAAAUAUAUAGGCUUGUGGUCUGCUGCCGUCUCGCCAUCCUUCCAUCACCUGAAAACCUACCCCGCAAAGCCAGCAGCACAACAGCAAAAUGUCCCACGCAACACCGUCUGAAGCAGAAGUUGCAAAGACACUCUCCCACCUGGAACUCUCCGCGAAAUCUCCACAGAAGCCUAAACCCAAGCCCAAACCUGCGGCCGUAGCCGACAGCUGGGACGAGGACGUUUCCUCUGGCAGCGACACUGAGACCGAGAGCCCUGAUACCUCUGCGCUGUCUCGUUCCACGACUUCGAGCUCAAAUAAAGAUGCCCUCUCACCAAUCAAUACCGCUCCCUCUUACGACGCACCAAACCCUCCACCACCAACCCCUGCAUCGCCGACCCCCUUCGAUUUUCCAGAGAACCUACCCUAUGGACAAGCACGCUCUAAAGAAGGUAGUCGGGGAGGAAGUGGAACUGCGAGUCCAGCCCGCCGACCAGAGAAGACGACGGCAGUAGCGGGGAGAUUGAUUGCGGGAGCUUUAGGAGUUAAGGCACCGAAGAGGACGGAAGAGGAGAGGGAGUACGAUAAGGCGAUGAGGGAGAAGGAGAGGAAGCGGAGAGAUGAGGAGAGGAGUAGGGAAAAGCGAGAGAAGGAGGCAGCGGAGCAGAGAAAGAAAGCUGUGUGGGAUGACUAGAACUGGGUUUGCGCUUGCUAUUAAACGAAUUUCUUUAGUCUGCAAGUCUAUCUUUCCGAUGAUAUCUGAUAGGACAUUGUACGUCUAGGCACUCUGUGAUGGAAUAGGGCCGUUGGUAGUUUCACUGUAAAUAUUGUACGGAAUCCGUCUAUCUGGUUACU